UACACCUUGCGCUCCGAACAAACCCACAGACCGACCGAAACGAUAUAGCUCUUCCCUUGCAACUGUCGUUCCCCUCUCUCUCUCUCUCUCUUUCCACUGAAGCUGAAUCUAACAGAUUGGAGGAGAGCAAUUCACGUGGAUCCUGGUGACCGCCAUUUCUGGUCUCUCAGGAGCUUCAUUGCAAUUCUUUGGAGGCUGGCUGGUUGGAGGAACAUCAGAUCCAAUCACCAAUUUUGUAGCAGAAAUCGACUCUGGCCUUUUGUCGGAUUGGAGAGGAAUCAGCGGAUCCCAGAAAUUUUCACUUUCUGGGAGCUGAUUUCGGUUUUCUGCGGAGUUUGGUGAAGCGUCGUCUUCCGAGCCGAGCUAUCGAAGAAACUGCAGCCGAUUCGAAUUUAGGAUAUUUGGUUGCGUGAGGAGUUGAUCAGAGAUCCAGUUCCUCCCGGUUGGAUCUCCGGACUUUUGCGUUUGAACUCUGAAGAAUCAAGGUCUUGGUUGACGAAAAUGCAGAGGAAAGGAUCGAGUAAUAGACUAUCGAGCUCGCGAAUCUCUUCUCUGUUUCUCUCCAUGUUCGCCACUUUCGCUUCGUUCUACGUAGCCGGCAGGUUAUGGCAAGAGUCUCAGACUAGGGUUCAUCUGAUUAAGGAGCUCGAUAGAAUAACCGGACAGGGAAAAUCUGUCAUAUCUGUGGAUGAUACUUUGAAAAUUAUAGCUUGCAGGGAACAGCAGAAGAAACUAGCAGCCCUUGAGAUGGAACUGAGUUCAGCCAGACAAGAAGGCUUUGUUUCAAAGAGGUUUGCAGACACAGAUGGAGCCCAAACUAAGAGAAAACCACUUGUGGUGAUAGGUAUAAUGACGAAUUUCGCCAACAGGAAGAAAAGGGAUGCAGUUCGUCAGGCAUGGAUGGGAACAGGUGCAUCACAGAAAAAGUUGGAAAAUGAAAAAGGUGUGAUUGCACGAUUUGUUAUUGGAAGAAGUCCAAAUCAGGGGGACAGCUUGGACAGGAAUAUUGAUAACGAAAAUAGUCAAACAAAUGACUUUGUUAUUCUUGAAAACCUAGUAGAAGCCCCUGAGGAAGCAACUAAAAAAGCGAAGUUGUUCUUUGCUUAUGCUGCAGAUAGAUGGGAUGCACAAUUCUAUGCAAAGGCCAAUGACAAUAUCUAUGUGAAUAUUGAUGCUCUAGGAAGUGCACUUGCAACACAUUCGGUGAAUCCACGUGCUUACAUCGGUUGCAUGAAAUCAGGCGAAGUUUUCUCAGAACCUUUGGCUGUUGGCAGGAACCACAAAUGGUAUGAGCCAGAAUGGUGGAAAUUCGGUGACAAGAAAUCAUACUUCAGGCAUGCUUCAGGGGAGAUGUAUGUAAUCACCAAUGCGUUGGCGAGAUUCAUAUCAAUCAACAGGGACAUUCUACACGCAUAUGCUCAUGAUGAUGUGAGUGCUGGUUCUUGGUUCAUCGGACUUGAUGUCAAGCAUAUUGAUGAAGGGAAGUUUUGUUGUUCCCCUUGGUCCUCAGCAGAAGCUAUAUGCUCCGGAGUUUGAACAGGUUUUAUGGGUUUGGGUCAUAGAGAGAGGAAGCAACACACUGAUGCGUUUGCUGUGAUGAUAUGACGUGACUCUUUUGUAGCAUAACCAUUUCACGAAACCCACGCUUCUCAUUCCAUUUCAGUUCGAUUGUUUUCUUAUACCAAUCUCUAUUCGACCAGACAUUACAUUGCACA
Messenger RNA from Tarenaya hassleriana, 1715 nucleotides. Its product is annotated as hydroxyproline O-galactosyltransferase HPGT1. The transcript has 12 exons. Bases 502 to 1536 code for a protein of 344 amino acids. Gene Ontology annotation, cellular component: Golgi membrane. Gene Ontology annotation, molecular function: hexosyltransferase activity. The record is from RefSeq and is a predicted model, not a curated record. Lineage: Eukaryota; Viridiplantae; Streptophyta; Magnoliopsida; Brassicales; Cleomaceae.